Molecule: messenger RNA, 4826 nt
Organism: Bursaphelenchus okinawaensis
Lineage: Eukaryota; Metazoa; Nematoda; Chromadorea; Rhabditida; Aphelenchoididae
Source: the annotation of a GenBank genome assembly
AUGGACAAAGAAAACGUGCCAUCAGGAUCACCUUCAUCAAUCAUACCAAACGUCAAUGGUAUGUCGACGCCAGAGGUUUUGAACCGAGUUCAGAAUGGGUCCAUUGAUUAUAACACUCUUUUUCAAGCUUGUGUUACCUAUUGCCAAACAGAAAAUAAGGUUGCGGUUCAACAAUGUUUGUCGCAUUUUUUGGGUAACAAGAGCAGGAAUCCUGGACAGGAAACUGGUUCUGCUGGCACGGGAUCUACAUUGUCUUCAAGGUAAGGGUUUUAUUUUUAGAAUAAUGGUUUUAGGUUAAUUUAAAGCGGUUGAAAGUUGAGUUUUGAUCAGUUUUGUUGAGAUAUAUAACUGGAUUUGCGAUAAAAGGGUGUCUUGGGGAAAAAGCUUGUAAUCUAGGUAUUUUAAGAGCUAGAAAAUUUAAAUUUUGGUAAAAUAGAGUUCAGUUUAUCUUUUUUGUGCUUUUAAAUUCAAAAUUUUAAAUUGCAAGUUAACAUAGUUAUGAAUUCUUGAAGAACAAGCAGUCUUACUUCAAAAUCGCCGGGUUUCUUGAGCAAAAAUCAAGCUUUCAGUUUAAUUUAGGUAUUAUCACUUCAUUUUUACUUAACUAUGUUGACAAUAAUGCAAUUUUAAUACCUUUUCUGUUCAAAAUUUAAUCAUUUUUUAAUUUUCCAGAGCUACUUCUACGUCAAACGAUAUCACACACCAAGCGUCAAAAAAUGUCAAAUUACCUAAAAUGGCAAGGAGAGAAAUAAAAGAAUGCGAUAUAUUAAUACCGAUAAAAGAAGCUGGAUCAGAUGCAGGAUUGUGUCCUCCAAGUACUUCUGGAUUUGGAGGGGUUACUAACAACGUUGGAGGCAUUCGGAGGUUGCGAGGGUAUCGCCGUGGGAUAAGAAGUUCUGAAGGAAAUCACAGUGGCGUUAAGGUUCAGGAUUCAGAAGGAUUUCACAGUCAGAAUCAGAAGCAAGGAGGUUUCCACGGUGGGAAUCAGAAGCAAAAAGGUUUUCACUGUGGGAAUCAGAAUUCAAGAGCGCUUCACAGUGGGAUUCAGAAUGCAGAAGUUUUUCACAGUGGGAUUCGGAAGCCAGAAGUUUUUCGAAAUAGGAAUCAGAACCUAAAGGCUUUUCACGGUGGGAUUCGGAAGCCAGAAGCUUUUCACAGUGGGAUUCGGAAGCCAGUAGCUCUUCACGGUGGGAUUCAGGAUCUUGAAGCCAUUCGAGUUAGGAAUCAGAAUGCAAAAGCUUCUCACGAUGGGAUUCAGAAUGCAACAGCUACUUACGAUGGGAAACACAAGCAAGAAGCACAUCACAACGGUAACAACCUUGUCUUUAAUGAUCAAUCAGAUUUAGAAUCAAUUGACGUUGUUAAUGUUGAUGAAGAUGACAAAAAGCUUGGUAAUCUCAAAACUCAUUUUAACCAUGGCCGCAGUAAUGGUAUUGGAUGUCAAAGUCAUAUUAAUCAUGCCAGUAACGUUACCAGUGGAAUUCAUAUUAACCAUGGCUUUCAACUGGACCUUCAGAGGAGUAUCAGCCAGGAAAUUCGGAAUAAUGCUGGAAAUGGAUCUAAAGAUAUUAACCAUGAUCACAAGCGGAAAUUGGCUAAUGAAAAUGAUAUUGCUAAUACCAAUGGUGGACCAUCUGGAUCUAAUCUGGCAUCGUCAUCAUCUGGAGCUCAUAGUACUGACAAUUCUUAUUAUAUGCAUCAAAUGAAGGCUUUGCAAGAGCAACAGAAUUACAAUAAUCUGGUUGCUUUACUUUCCAACCCAGCAUUUUUCACAUCGUUACAGUAUCCAUCAUACGGAGUACCUCAAGCUGGCCGUGCAGCAUCACCAUAUCCUACAUUAUCACCUCAUCUUAUGGUACCAUCUCAGGCUACAGGAUCACAUCAAUUAUCAGGACCGUCUCAGUCUGUAGUACCACCUUUUUCUACAGUACCAUCUCAGUAUACAAAACCACAUCAAUUUUCAGUACCAUCUCAGUCUACAGUACCACCAUUUCUUACAAUACCACCUCAGCUUACAGCACUACCUCAGAUGACAGUACCACAGCAAUUAGAGCUCGUUGCCAACUUAGCACAACUGCUACAGCCAACCUCACCUCACUCUAUGUUGCAGCAGCCGUACCAACAAUACCCGUAUCCUGGUGCUAUGGCGAACAACUUCAAUCAACCAAAGCCGAGCAACAGUAAGCCGAGCAUGCCAGAGAACAGGGAGAAAUGUGUGGUUUGCAACGAUAAAGCCAAGCGCAUUCGUCAUGGAGUCAUUUCUUGUGAGGCUUGCGCAGUGAGUUUUGUUUCUAAAGAUAUUAGUUUUGAGUCUACUAAGCCUAAGCUUCCUAAAUCUAUAUCUAAAAGUAUAAAACUACUAAGCAUAUGCUUACCUAGCAUAAGUCUAUGAAGCUUAAGGUUUCUAAGUGUUCUAACUAAGCCUAAAGCUUGUAAACCUGGCAAACCUUAACUUAUCUAGUCUGUGCGUUGUCAGUUUAAGGUAACUAAGCCUACUAGCCUUAACAAUUGCAAGUCUAGCAAGCCUCAAAUUCAUAAGCCUAAAUUUACUGAUUUUAAGCUUAUCAAGCCUAAGCCUUUUAAAUUUAACCUUAUGAAGCGCAAACCUAAUAUUAUAGGUUUAAGCCAAGUUAUAGCGUACUAAGCCUCUUAAGCUUAGUAAGCCCAAGCUUCUUAAGCCUAAGCUUCGUAAGUUCAGUAAACCUAAGAUUCUUAAGUCUAAGCUCCAAAACCAAAGUUUCUUAGGCCUAGUCUUAGUAAGCUAAAGAUUCUUAAGUCUAUACUUUGUAAGACCGUGGUUUUUAAGCCUAAAAUUUUAUUAAUCAGUUUUAAACCAAUUAAUUUUGUAAAAUAAUAAAAAAAUUUUUUCAGAGCUUUUUCGCUCGUUCCAUAGAUCGAAAAAUGGUAUACAAAUGUAAAAAUGGCAAAAACUGCGAAAUAAAGGACAAAUAUCGUUGUUGCCUGAGUUGCCGCCUGCAACGUUGCUUCAUAUCCGGAAUGAAGUUGGACUACGGCGAACUGGAAAAACUCUACCAAUCGACUAAAAAAGCCUACGAUGACGCAUUUAUUGGAAGGAAAUUUGAUGAUAUUAGAGAUUUUUGGUUGGCAGUCACCGAUUUCUUGAAUAACAUGGAAGGACUGAACGAUGUGGAUUUGGAGGAAAAACUUGAAAUGGUUCGGGAGCGGGGCAUGGCUGUCUUGGUGAGCUUUAUUUUUUUUGUUUUGGAAUACAAAAUUUGAAAAAAUUAUUUUUUUUGAAAAAUGAAAAUUUGCAUAAUAUUUUUUGAGAGAUGGGGGGGUAAAAAAGUUUUGGGGCUUCUCUAGAGAACCCACCCACCCCAAUAAACACACCCACCACCUAUUAUGACCACCCAUUUAUUCAAAUUUGAGUUUUUACAAAUAAAAUUGUAAAAACAUUUCAACUGAUGGAAGCGGUCGUUUUGUCGGAUACGGCUUCGUCCAAGUUGAAUUGCAUCAGGUUUUCGUAGUCUUCGUUUGGGAUGUUGAGUACCGGUUCAUACGUCGGUUCUGAAAUUACGUACUGAACUACAUAAAGUGCUUCUGGUAAUGGGUGUGCUAACUAAGGAGUGGGUGUGCUAACUAAGAAGUGGGUGUGCUAACUAAGAAGUGAAUGUGCUAAAUAAGAAGUGGGUGUGCUAACUAAGAAAUGGGUGUGCUAACUAAGAACUGAUACAGGAUCUUCAACAAUAAAAAGUUAAAAAAAGUAAUGUAACUUACAUAAAACCUAUCGCCAAACACCUUCCGUUUACUCAGUUUCAUCGGCGAUCAACAAUUGGCAUAAGCAGUUGACUUCUCGCAUAGACCAUGGUGUUGAAGAUACCAUACGAGCUAGGUUCUGCGCUUAAACUCGUCUAUAUUUUGAAGAGAAGAUCUCCGGACCUAUUCCAGCGACCACUCGGCAACACAAAAAAAAAUUCAAAAUGAAAGAAGCACAACCGUGCUGGAAAACCGACAAAAUAUUCAAAUUUGGGUGUGUCUAAUAUAGUCGAAAUUUGGGUGUGUUUAAUAGGUAGGGUGGGUGGCUUAAAUAGAUUAGCGCCAAAACUUUUUUAAUUUCAAAAAUUAAGCUAUUAGGUUGUUCAAAUAAUUCUGGGCUCUAAUUUUUUUUGAACGAAUUUUCGGGUUUAGGAAGCACAAAAUUAUGUGAACAAUCUAACAGUGGGUGAGCUAAACGAGUUGGAUAUUAAAGGUAGAACUUUAAAUCAAAAUUUGAUCUUUUUUAAAUUUAUAUGGUAUUUUAAGACUGCUAAGAAUAGUAGAAAACAGUUUUUGUGCUUUAAGCAAAAUUUUAUAAAAGGUACAUGGGUCUCGCAACGAGAGCUGGAAAACUCCUGAUGUGGCAUCCAAAUGCUUUUAAAAGCACUUUGUGUUAAAAAUAAGCUUAAAAUGAGCAUUUUAACAUUCAAAAUUAGGCACAGUAAGAAAUGUUAGGUUUAUGUGGGUCUCACCACGAAAACUUGAAAAAUCCUGAUAUUUUGACCUAAAAUUGCGAAAGAAAAAAGACCUUUAUUUUCCAGAUUCUCCGAGCCAUCUACAUUGACCAAGACCUUCAAAAGCACUGUUGUCAACGAAAGUUGGCCGUCUUUAAGGCCCUCAACUUUCAAGAAAUCAGAAAACAAUUCCACGUCUUCUCAGCCCUCGCCUUAACUGAAGGUCAACGUCAAAAAGUUGUAAGCAAGACUGGAGCCGAUAUUGCUGAAGAAUAUUCGAAUAAAUUGGGGUCAUGCAUCUAUGUCCAUAUGGCCGACCAUUCAGUCAGUUUUCUUGACAUGAUGAAAAACAUUUCCUUUUUGUACAGAGAGUAA